Molecule: messenger RNA, 1314 nt
Organism: Mytilinidion resinicola
Lineage: Eukaryota; Fungi; Ascomycota; Dothideomycetes; Mytilinidiales; Mytilinidiaceae
Product: alpha/beta-hydrolase
Exons: 4
Coding region: 93-1040 (315 amino acids)
Biological process (GO): lipid catabolic process
Source: RefSeq, a predicted model, not a curated record
UAAUGCAGCAGUAGAAGCGUAAUAAAAGGCGCUGAUACCGCCGCAGGUAGGGGUUUGGAAGUAUCUCUUACUCGAGUCUAUCUUUUCUCAACAUGCUUUCUUUUCUUCCCCUUUCUUUUCUGAUAGCUCUGCUGGCCGGGGAGGGCAGCUAUGCUGCUCCACUUGCUAGAAUUACGGGGAGAUCCGUGGGCACUGAUGUGUUCUCGACCUUUCAAUUGAUGGAACAGUAUGCUGCCGCCUCAUACUGCUCACCAAACUACGAUGAGACACCGAACACUGAGGUCACUUGUCCAGCUGGCAAUUGCCCGUUGGUGCAGGCAGCUUCCACGGAUACAUUGGUAGAGUUUGAGAACUCUUUGAAAACCGAUGUCACUGGAUUCGUAGCCGUAGACCAUACCAACAGCAUCACCGUCGUAUCAUUCCGAGGCUCCGCAUCGAUCAAGAAUUGGAUCGCCAACCUUGAUAUGACGCAAAUCCCCACCGACAUCUGCACCGGCUGCAAAGUCCACCAAGGCUUCUGGGACUCCUGGACCGAGGCGAGGGACGGAGUCUUAAAUGCAAUCAAGUCUGCCGCCGCCUCGAACCCAUCUUAUAAGAUCGUCGUUGUCGGUCACAGCUUGGGUGGUGCCAUUUCAGCCCUCGCGGCCGCGGAGCUGAGGAAGUCUGGAUGCGAUGUUGCUCUUUACACAUUUGGAUCUCCUCGCGUUGGAAACGGCGCGUUCAGCGACUUCGUCUCCAAUCAACCUGGAGGCAAUUACCGCAUCACUCAUUACAACGACAUUGUUCCCCGGGUCCCGACUCUCAUUCAAGGAUACGUCCAUAUUACUCCAGAGUUUUAUAUUAGUAAGCCGAACUUCAAGACCGUUGCUGCGUCAGAUAUCAAGGAGUACAAAAGCAACACUAUUCUUGGUGGUAACAAUGCGUGGGUUGUUACCGACAUCCUUGCGCAUACGUGGUAUUUCAAUUCUAUUGCACAGUGUUACAUCAAUCAACUUUUGCCCAAGAGGGACUUAGAUGUAGAGGUGGUUGAGAGAUUUUGAAGAGGGUGGAGGCAGUCUUUUGGAGUUGGAAGCUAUUUGCCGAUUAGGAUGGUGCUUAGAAUAUCCGACUUUUCUAUCUUUAUUGUUAUUCAUUAUUAUUAAAGGCUUAAGUUCCUCCAUACUGCAUGGUCUAGCAUUGAAUUACCACUCCAGAUCUAGGAGGAACAUAUUGGACUGUCUAUGAUUCGCUGGGACACUACAGAAUGCUCUCGUGUUUGUGUACAACGCGAUCGCACGCUCUUCCGGUGACAUCGGUUGGAAAGUAUUUUAUUUU